Molecule: messenger RNA, 1112 nt
Organism: Tupaia belangeri chinensis (Chinese tree shrew)
Lineage: Eukaryota; Metazoa; Chordata; Mammalia; Scandentia; Tupaiidae
Exons: 3
Coding region: 1-930 (309 amino acids)
Source: RefSeq, a predicted model, not a curated record
AUGCCAUACUUCACGCCUGUUCACGUCUCCAGGCUCUCCAGAUGCCCCGGGCAGGGUGCGAGGACCGGGCAGAGCGGCUCCGCGGCGUGCGCACACUCGCGCUCACACUCGCCCGCGCUCCCAGCCCGAGCCGCGGUGGGCGUGUGUGUGCACGCGGGCCCGGGGAGGCGGGACCUGCUCUGCUCGCCCCCUGCCGCGCUCGGCGAUCAGCGUGUGGAGCUAUGUAGACGCCACACCCUUUCGUGGAGAAAGGGCGGGUGGCAGGGACUGCGGGCCUGGAGGUGGGGAAGGCGAGGAGAGGGCUCCGGAGGUCUGGGCAGAAACGGCCUUGGGGCCGCGGGGCGCGUGGGGCUGGGGCCGAGGAAGGUUCUCCCAGGAACUGGGUCGCGGCCCUGCGCGGGGCUUCUGCAAACCGUCGGGCUGCGCGGCCGCCCCCACCCCGGGGACCUCGCGGCGGGGGCGCAGAGCACGUCGCGGGGCCGGCCGGGGGCACACGCGGCCUCCGCGUGUUCUGGACGAGAUGGCCGGGUCAGGCCGGGCCGAGGCCGGGGGCAGACCACGUUCGCAGUUCGACCCUCCCCUCUGCAACCAAGCGCACUGACUCCCAGAGUCGGCCGGACUAGGCUGAUCUGUUCAGACCUUGAGGGCCUGCAGGCUGGCGCGACGUGGACGCACCGCGGAGAUCUGGUGACACUCAGCUUCAAUAUCCUGCGUGGACUGCCCUUUGGAAGGGGAGGCGGAAGUACCUCCAGCUCCAGCGGAGCCCUGUUCCCCUCCCCUUAUUGCUCCCUCCCCGAAUUCUCGUGCCUGUCACCCCAACCAUCGCUGCCAUCCCCUCCUGGACAGGAACCCCCCUGGGUGGCCGGGACUGUGCCAUUUUUGUUCCUGUGUUUCAGUGCAGGCCAACAAGACGGCGUGGACGUUGACUGAAUGAACAAGUAAAAUCAUAAAUUGCUUGCUUCCAGCUCCAUUUCGUUCAGGAAUUAAAUUCAAGCUCUCUGUUUUGGGAAGAAUAGAAGAGGCCACAAAUAGGCCAUGGAAGAGGCUCCACAGAGGCUCCACGGGAAGCCUUUCAGUGUAUACUGUCGUUAUUAUAUUAUGUCACUUUUUUC